Molecule: messenger RNA, 1149 nt
Organism: Cetraspora pellucida
Lineage: Eukaryota; Fungi; Glomeromycota; Glomeromycetes; Diversisporales; Gigasporaceae
Source: the annotation of a GenBank genome assembly
AUGAAUAAAUCCAAUGACUACUCAAAUAUGGAAAUUACCCUAGACAACCAAAACAAUUCCAAAAGAAGAAAUGAAACUUGGUGUAAAGUUCAGCCACAAACCAAAAACUUAUCACUACUUAGUCGAAACACUAACCAAUUUGGCUUAUCUAAGAAAGUACAACGAUCCUCAAGAAAGAAUGACAGAAGUUUCAGAGAAACUUCAAAUGAGCUUCGACCCCAAACAAAAUUUGGUGGAUCAAUUAGUGAAGCUAUUGAUCUUACAGAAACAGAACAACCAUAUGAAGAAAGUGUAUCUCAAAGAACUUUAAAUAAUAAUGAAAAAACCAUGAAUAUUAGAGCAACACCAGUACCAGGAAAUAGUCACACAAAUGACUCUUCAACUAGAUUCUUACAGGUACCAAACGGAACUACAUAUGAAUCCAGAACAACUACUCCAGAAGAAACAGGAAGUGUACAAUGUAAAAUAUGCUCUGGAACACUUGGACAACAUGAAUACUGGGACUGUCCAAACACAAUAUCUGAAUGCAAAGAGUAUCAAUGUGAAUAUUGUCUUAUAAGAGGACAUAAGCAAUAUCAAUGCAAAGAAUUAUUAUUGGACAAAGCAAAUGAAUAUAAUGGUUGUGGAUGUAAUUCAAGAGAAUUAGAACACAAAGAAAAGUUAAUUGAAUGUUACCUUUGUAAAAAGAAAGGAACAAAAAGAGAAUUUGCAAAUUAUGGAAAUAUAUUCUUUUGUACUUGGGAAGAAAAAUAUGCCUAUCAAAUAUAUCUUGAUAUAGUAGACCCUUGCCAUAAUUAUACUUAUGAAGGAAGGAAAGAACAUUGGCUCAAUACUAAACAGUUAGCAGGAAAUUAUAUAACAAUCAAUAGAUCAAUAACACCAAUUCUCUAUAACAAAGAAAAUAAUGAUGUCGAAGAAGAAAUAGCUUAUAACCAAGCUGUUACUGAAAACUUAAACAAUUUGGAUAAAGGAAAUACAAAGAGACCAGAAACAUAUGAUAAAUGGUGUAAAGAAACAUCUAAAGUAGGAUGUACUUUUUGUAAAGAAUGUCUUUUAUCAAUCAAUAUCAAAGAACAAAGAUCAGAAGAAGACCUAGCAAAAGGAAUAUGUCGAGAAUGUUAUACUAAAGAAAAAGGAAAAGCUAAGUAA